CUCAUCAAUUAACAGGUGUAUUCGUUGUAAGAUGAUGCCACUAAUGUGUCACAUGAUAAACCACGUUUGGCUGGCGUGGGACCGUGUAUGUACUGAAAGCGAUCUGUGCAGCGCCGGUGAACCCGGCCAACUCGUUUUCCUUCUGGUUCCGCCAAGAGCAGCAAAUCAAGGAGUUUGCUUGAGAGAGAAAAACUCGGGUGCAUCGAAAGGAGAGAAGAACCUGGAAGGCGAAGAGCGGUACCAGAAGACCACAGCGCCUGGGUUUGCUCUCUUCUUACUCUUGUGCGAAGCGAUCCAUCUCUAGCUACUAUAGCAACUAGCUAGCCAGCCAGCCAGAGCUCCAUCAAUUGCUACCAGUACCCACAAAAAGCAAAAGUAGUCAAUCUGCACCCACUUGCUUGUCGAUUGCUUGGUACCACUUUGACUUACACUACUACAACUAGCCACUACCGGUAGCACAGCAGCAGCAGAAACAUCAGAAUGGGUAUCGAAGAGUUGCAGCUACAGGGCAUCAAGGAGGAAGAUAUUGAUGAUAAUGAUGUCCUUCUGGGAAGAGGAGGAAAGACUAAUCAUCAUCCAGGCAAUGCAUCGUAUCUGAAGCUAAUCGAAGCUAGGGAAGUCGAGUACAUGUUUCUGGAAAGUCGUACAGAAAAGACAGAGUACGCCAUGAAAUUUGUGCAACAACUGAGAAAGGAAGGAAUCCGAUUCCUGAAAAAGGACCCCAAAAAUGGAAAACUCUGGAAUGAUGUGGGAGAUGUCAAAAUGAGGGAGAAAGUCAGUCAGAACCUAAGAGAACGACAACCCAAACUCAAGAAACAGUUCGAGCAGCAGAGGCAACACCAAGAAAUCAUGGGACAACCACAAUCAUCGCCCAUUCCUUCCAUGCAAAAACCCACUAUUCAGCACUUGUCGCCAGUGGCAAACAACAACAACAACAACAACAACAAUAACGGCAUGGGAAUGCCUCUCCCUGUGUACUCAUCAAGCCCCAAUCCAAACGCAAACAACAACAACAAUAUCCACCAAAACAACAUGCAACAAUUCCUACACAUGCAGGCCAUGGCGAAGCGAAAUCAGGAACAGUCACAACUCAUGAUGCAACAAAUGAUGCAGCAGCAACAACAGCAAGGGCAAAUGGGAAACUACGGUGUUGGGUCUGGCUCUGGACAUGGAUACCCCAACAUGGUGCCCUCGGAUGGUGGCAUGCCCUAUGGAGCUGGAGGAGCCAUGAUUCAAGGUGACGGAACCCCACUCAUGAUGAACAACAACAACUAUGGAAACAAUUUCAACAACAACAACAAUAAUAAUGCCUACGCCGGAAGUCAACAGCUCCCUGUGUACGAUCCGCUCGAUCAACGCGAGGCGGAUCUGCUGCAGGGAAUGGGGGCCAACGACCAUCCGCUGGCGCUAUCCAGAGCACAGUCGACAGAAUCGCAGUUGUUGUCGCCCGAAGAAGACUCCAAACUGAGGGCUGCCGAAGCACUACCCAGCGGACGACCCCAAAUGAUUCAACGAGGUCGAUCCACCGAUUUCGGAUUGCCCAUUACGGACGUACCUGGAAUGGAAAUUUUUGCUGCCAUGGGAUCCUCCACGACGUCCCUCUUGGAUUCGCUAGAGGUCGAUCCCGUGCCAGAAGAACAAGAAGGCGAUCUAUCGCCCAAGCGUACCGCUACGGCCACCAUUGGAUCUGCCCGCGAACAGUUCACUCCCGUCAUGGGCAAUCGUAGAAUGAUCCCACCAUUGACACGUGAUAACAGCAACAAUAACAGCACCCCGGCCAUGGUAUCGCCGACACCCACUUCACCGCAAAUUCAAGGAGGAGGAAUGCAACAGCAGCAACCACAAAAUGUCCUGGAUGAUAAUAUCCUGCAAGCGUGGGCCAAUUCCAAUGAUGGAGGAGACGCUUUGUCGCCGUUUAUGCAGCAGCAACAGCAGCCACCCAUGCCAUCACGAUUCCGUCGUACACAGAGCCAUCAAGUCGAAGGUGUGCCGCGUCCCACCGCAGCACCCAUGCGACGAUCCGGAACUGCUCCCGCUCCUACCAUGCCCCAAAAUUCCUACGAAUUGUCGCCUCGUCCCGGCGCCAUGACCAAGGACAAGCGCGCCACCAGCAAUGUCGCCGAAACACCCGAAACCCGUGGGUAUUUGGUACGACACGAAGGUGGUGGCGGACUGCCGAUGGAACUGCCCUUCUCGGAAGAUGCAGGUCCUCGCUCAGUCUCUGGGUCGAGCACAUUUUCCCUGAAAAAAGCAUCCUUGGGUCGAGACAAGAGUGAACAGUCGCGCCUCUUGAAACAACAGUGCAUGCCAAAUGCAUUUGCGGCCAAUGCCUUUACAGCCGGUGGCAUGGAUGGCAGCAGCAACGGCACAGCUCCAGGCGGUUGGUUGGGUGCGGGAUUCAACGCUGAUCCACCACUGACGCCUCCGGUCUCGGCGGGAAAGCAAGUUGAUGGUGCCAGUCUGCAGCGCGAAUACACACCCAGAACCUAUGGAAUGAUGCAGGACUUUGGCAAACUCAGUGUGCAUGGUGGUGGUGGCAUGAGAAGCGGCGAAACACGAACCGCUAAUCGCUUUGAGGACACUAUUGCAAGUCGGUCAAAUGAGGAAGCCGCCCAAUCGGCAGACCAGAUUCCCAUGGAUCUCAUGAUCAAGAAGCCGGCAAUGAUGACAUGGAGAAACCGCAGCACCACCAUGAACGCCUUGGAUCUCGACGGCUUGGACGAUGAUCCUGUGUUGCUGGGAGAAGACGAUGAUCGCCGAACCAGUCGCGCUUCCAUGAACAGCAUCGCUGGAAUGUGGACAAACACCUCUGCUGAGUUCGAUGCGUUUGUGUCUGACCUGGCUGGUCAGCCGGUGAACAAUUUGGUUCUCGAUCUUCCCACACUGGGCGGCGAAGCAAGCAAAACGGCAAAUUUGAAGGUAUAGCUGCAUGUGGGGGAGAGGAUGAAUAAUUCGAACUGUUCUAUUCUCCGCUGCUUCAUCAUCAUUCACACAGAUCGAGUUGUGGAUUUUGUCGGCCGGCCAGGGUGUGGGGAUUCCUGGAAGAAAACGAGUAACUUUAUGAAAUUUGAAGACACCAAAGAUGCAUUAUAGUUCAAUAGUAAGGAGCAGCUAGUGAACACUUGGCUGUAGUUUACUUUAGCUAGCUAGCUAGAUGAUAGACAGAAUUGAACAGGAAAGAUUGGAACGAA
Molecule: messenger RNA, 3191 nt
Organism: Seminavis robusta
Lineage: Eukaryota; Bacillariophyta; Bacillariophyceae; Naviculales; Naviculaceae
Source: the annotation of a GenBank genome assembly